AUGUCCCUCCUCGCCCUCCCAGCAGAGCUGCGCAACGAGAUCUACCGCCUGGUCCUCGGACCUCCUCCCAACCACCCCGCCAUCAACGAGAUCUACCGCCCCAUCGACCGGGCCCCCGUCCCUCGCUUCCCUGGCGCCAGGUCCCCCUUCGUCCGCACCUGCCGCCAAAUCCGCGCCGAGGCCUUGAGCCUCUACUACUCCAGAAUCCUCCUCCGCGUCUGGCUCCGCUCCCUCCUCGCCCCCAUCCCGUCGGCGAAGAAAUUCUCGGCGUGGAUGGGAUCGUUGCAGGGCGUGGAGUACUUCCCGCGCAUCGAAGUCUCGGCGACGUCGCUGGCGGAGCUCGUCAAGUUCCGGGCGGAGCUGGUGAGGAGUGCGGCUGGGGAGCACUGGUGGGCCCGCGUCGGGCAGAAGGUUGUGAAGAUGGGGUAUUUUGGCACGGUGCCAGCAACUCGGGAUGGGGAGAUCUGGGUUGGGUUUUUGUUUGGGCUGGAGGAGUAG
Messenger RNA from Fulvia fulva, 498 nucleotides. RefSeq lists its product as uncharacterized. The transcript has 2 exons. The coding region runs from base 1 to 498 and encodes 165 amino acids. Lineage: Eukaryota; Fungi; Ascomycota; Dothideomycetes; Mycosphaerellales; Mycosphaerellaceae. The record is from RefSeq and is a predicted model, not a curated record.